Sesamum indicum (sesame) is the source of this 2783-nucleotide messenger RNA. RefSeq names its product HIPL1 protein. The record is from RefSeq and is a predicted model, not a curated record. Lineage: Eukaryota; Viridiplantae; Streptophyta; Magnoliopsida; Lamiales; Pedaliaceae.
UGUUUCCUUGAAAUACUCUUUUAUAUUAUUAUUAUGAGGUUUUGAUGAAUUUAUAUGGGGGAGGGAAUUGGGAAAUCAAUGAGGAACACUAUUACUCCUGUGAACCAACCAAGAUUCAUCCAUCCAGCCAGGGAUUUUUGUGAAGAAAUACCAGUUUUCUUCCCAACUACCCAAUAUAUAUAUGUAUAAUAUUUUUCAUUAUUUUUUCACUCUAUUAAUUAAUGUUUUUGAAGUCAACUUUGUGGACUGUUUGCUGCAAGUUGAUGGAAUCCCAUCUUUGUUGAGAAGGGAAAAUGUCAAACACUCUUGUGAGUAAGAGAAAAAGACAGCAACUUUAAGAACAUAUUUUGGUUGGAUAAACAUGGGGGCUUUUGUUCUUUUCUUCUAUUGUUAUGACCAAUAAUUGUUGGUCAGAUGGGCUGGAUGUUUGAAUCCUAGAAACCCCUUUUCUUGGCUUUGUUGCAGACAAUCUUUGUUUCUGUCUGUGUAGUCAAUUCUUUGUGGGGUUGUGCUUGUCCCUCUCUUGAGUAUCUUUCAUGUAGUUCUUGAAAAGGGAGGUGUUUUUUGGGCUGGAACUCUGUGUUUGAAAUCAUGGGAGGCAGUUGUUUUGUUGGUAUUCUGUUCUUGAUUCUGCUGCAAUUUCUUGAUUCUUGUUCUGGUCUCCCUCUGUGUACUGAUUCAAGAGCACCCUUUAUUCCAAGCUCUCAUCUGCAGUUCUGUCCCUAUAAUGGCACCUCAUGCUGCAACGACACCGACGAUUUGAGUAUAAAGAAGCAGUUUGAAUCAAUGAACAUUUCAGAUCCCGGCUGUGCUUCUCUCCUUAAAUCUAUCCUUUGCGCGAGGUGUGAUCAAUUUUCAGCCGAGCUUUUCAGAGUCGGUUCUGCUCCUCGAGCAGUACCCGUGCUGUGUAACUCUACGGUUUCAGCAAACUCAACGCAGUCUAACGAAGCUAGAAACGACUACUGUUCUCAAGUAUGGAGCACUUGCCAAAAUGUCUCUAUAUUGAACUCACCCUUUGCCGCUUCAUUGCAAGGCAGAGCUGGAGCGCUGAGAAACUCCAACUCCACAAAACUGACGGAUCUAUGGCAAUCACAAACAGAUUUCUGUAACGCUGUCGGCGGUGCAUCCAAUGACGGAGCGGCGUGCUUCACUGGUGCGCCCGUUACACUAAACAGUACUGGAACUCCGAGCCCUUUGAGUGGUAUGUGCCUAGAGAAAAUAGCCAACGGAUCUUAUCUCAACAUGGCUGGUCACCCGGACGGCUCAAACCGUGCCUUUUUCUCGAACCAGCAAGGGAAGAUUUGGUUGGCAACUAUUCCCAAAGAGGGAUCAGGCGGGACAUUGGAGCUCGAUGAGGCCGACCCUUUUCUAGACCUAACAGAUGAAGUUCAUUUUGAUACUGAGUUAGGACUUUUGGGGAUUGCAUUUCAUCCAAGAUUCACAGAGAACGGUCGUUUCUUCGUUUCAUUUAACUGUGACAGGGCGAAGUGGCCGAACUGUGCAGGCAGGUGUGCGUGUAAUUCUGAUGUGAACUGUGAUCCAUCAACGCUAGAUCCUGACAAUGGUGCACAGCCUUGCCAGUAUCAAAGUGUUAUAGCAGAGUAUACGGUCAAUGGCACCGCAUCCCAGCCUUCCUCGGCAACAAGUGGUAUCCCUUCAGAAAUCAGAAGAAUAUUCACCAUGGGACUUCCAUUUACAUCACAUCAUGCAGGCCAAAUUCUUUUUGGACCCAAUGAUGGCUAUUUAUACUUCAUGAUGGGAGACGGUGGGGGUGUAGGCGAUCCAUAUAACUUUUCACAAAACAAGAAAUCUUUACUUGGGAAGAUAAUGAGGUUUGACAUCGACAAGAUCCCAAGUGCAGCUGAAAUUGGACAGCUUGGUCUUUGGGGAAACUAUUCUAUUCCAACGGACAACCCUUACACUGUAGACAAAGAAUUGCAGAAAGAAAUAUGGGCUCUAGGACUACGAAAUCCUUGGCGCUGCAGUUUCGACUCUGCCAGGCCGUCAUACUUUGUGUGUGCAGAUGAUGGACAGGAUAGAUACGAAGAGGUCGAUUUGAUCACCAAAGACGGAAACUACGGAUGGCGUGUUUAUGAAGGCCCUUACCUCUAUACUCCUCCUCAGUCACCUGGAGGAAAUACUUCAGUAGACUCGAUCAGGCCAAUCUUCCCCAUUAUGGGAUAUAAUCACUCGGAUGUAAACUCAAACGAGGGCUCAGCAUCGAUCAUUGGUGGCUACUUCUAUAGGUCCAUCACCGAUCCUUGUAUGUAUGGAAGGUACUUGUUUGCAGAUCUUUAUUCCGGUCCAAUAUGGGCAGGCACAGAGAACCCCGUCAACAGUGGCAACUUCACAAGUACUAGGAUUCCAUUUAACUGUGCCCGCAACUCGCCUAUAAGCUGCACGUUUACUCCUGGGAGUCCACUUCCGGCCUUGAGUUACAUUUUCUCAUUCGGGGAAGAUAACAACAAGGAUGUCUACCUCCUCACGAAUAGCGGAGUUUACAGGAUCGUUCGCCCCAGUCGUUGCAACUACAAGUGUGCAAAAGAAACCCCAUCAACGGCUACGUCCCCCGCCUACGUCCCGUCCCCCGGCCCAGCCACUUCUCCCCCUCCUUCAAAAGCAAGCCCUUUGAGAGGUCCAUGUGAGACUGUUCUGCUUCUCUUGAUUUCAUUUUUGUGCUUGUUUGUGGUGAAUUGUGUCUAAAUUGCUGUAAACUUGUCUCAUUAGAGCACUGAGUUAAUGUUGCAAUAUUCUUCCACACUUCGCAUUCUUUGUGAUUAUUA